CGGACCGAAAGCUCUAAUACCCGUGAGGAGGGAGUACGAUUUCGUCACUGUCCUUCUCACACGUUGUCGUAUGAAACGGUCGACUAUACGCUACGUCGCUACACAAACGAUUCCCAUCGAGCGCCUAAUAUAUAAUAAAUCUAUAUUAUACACUACGUAUCUCGUAGCGUGCUCGCUCGCCUAACCAGCACACGUCGCACAAACGCACAAUAAUUUAACUAGUCGUCGCGAGGACCGGACACCCUUUUUCAAUAUUCGUUCCAUCGUUAUGCGUGUGCGUGAGCGUGUUUAUUUUAUUGAUAUUAAUACGAUGCGUAAACCUAACACAACUCGCAGUGACCAUCGGGCGAAAUAACGGUCCCACGCGGUAAUAAUAUCGUAUAUAUAUAUAUAAUAGUUUAAUAUAUUUAAAUAUAUAUACCUGCAGAGCAAACCCAACGGCGAUUGCGCGAGGUCACGUACAUAAUAAUAUUACCGGAUAUUUUAUACCAGACUUUUCACGGUACCGCGUAAUCCGUCGUCAUGGGUCACAAACGUCAAAUGCUGCGGUGGUCCACCACCUCGCAUUUCGUCGUCGCGUUGUUCGCCGUCUUACGCUGCUGCGGCUGUUCGACUCCGAACUGCAACGUACACGAAGACCACCGCGAUGACGGGCCACUGUACUUGUCGCCCAUGAUACGCGACGGCCGAAUCGAUGAAGCGCGGGCCGCUUGCAAAGUGCACCUGAACGAUAGCGCGGCCGCGGGGGUGGCCAGUUGCGCCGGUUACCUGACCGUGGACGAGUCGCACGAUUCCAACUUGUUCUUUUGGUUCUUCCCGGCCGAGAACGGCAAGCCGGACGCCCCUGUCGUGCUGUGGCUCCAGGGUGGACCGGGCGCGCCCAGCCUGUACUCGGUGUUCAACGAAAAUGGUCCGUUCUCGGUGGACGAGGCCGGCGGUCUGCUGCGGCGUAACCACACGUGGACGUCCACCAUCUCGAUGUUGUACGUGGACAGUCCGGUGGGCGUGGGGUACAGCUUCACCGGCGACGAAGCGGGUUAUACCACCAACCAGACGGCCGUCGCCAAGAAUCUGUACGCCGCACUGGUGCAGUUCUUCGAGCUGUACCCCGAGUACCGUUACAAUGAUUUCUACGCUGCCGGCGAGUCGUACGCAGGCAAAUACGUGCCGGCCGUGUCGUACGCCAUCCACCAGAACAAUGCCGGGGCCCGAGUCAAGAUAAACCUCAAGGGACUGGCUAUCGGCAACGGGCUUAUCGACCCCGUGAAUCAGAUGGUAUACAGCGAUUUCUUGUUCCAGUGCGGGCUCAUCGACGAGGACGGCAAACGAUUGUUCAAGGAACAGGAGGACUUGGCCCGAGAUCGAAUCGCUUCGGGCGAUUACAGGGCCGCGUACGAUGCGAUGACCAGGAUGAUGAUCACCACUCCGUCGCUGUACGGACAGCUGACUGGCAUGCGGAACAUCUACAACAUGAUGUGGCACAAGAACCCGAUACCGUACGAGGGCGGCCACUGGGACCGGUACGUACAAUGCCAGGGGCGAGCUGCGUUGCACGUGGGCCGACGUCCAUGGUCGUCAGUGGACGUGGUUUACGAGCGGAUGAAGUACGACAUACCGCUGUCCGUGGCCCCGUGGCUCGGUGAGCUUCUGGACACCGGUCGGUACCGCGUUCUGCUCUACUCCGGGCAGCUGGACGUGAUAGUGCCGUACCGUGGCACGGUUAAUGUGGCCAGGGCGCUCCGGUGGACGGGAGCGGAGCGGUUCAGGAACGCGACGCGUUCCAUCUGGAUGCCCAACUGUUCUUCUAGGUGCCGUACCACCAAGGUGGCCGGUUUCGCGACCACGCACGGCCCGCUCACCGUGCUGCUGGUCAGGAACGCCGGUCACAUGGUACCGUAUGACCAACCGGCUUGGGCACACAACAUGAUCGAACUAUUCACAUCCGGCGAGUCGUUUCACUGAAACUCCACUUGGCCGCUACUAACAAUAAAUGAGUUACAAUUUAUAGCUGUGUAGUAUCGAAUGUACUUCCAAACCGCCAUUAAUUGUAACUUUUUCUAUAAAUGUUUGACAAUAUUUUUUGUUGAAAGUUUGUUUAUAAAUAUUAUUCUUAAAUUAAUUUAAUGUGUUCUGCAGUUUAAGAUUUGAGAUAGUGACUGCAAAAUGAUACGCUGAGGUCAGACUGACGUUUGCAAAAGUUCGUGAUCAUAAUAUAGUUAUAAACUAUUUGAAGACAUUGUCAGCGAAGAUUUGGGCCGUCUCCGAACAAUAUUACAGGACUUGUGGGCGCGCGGGUAACUUCUUAGCUGUUUCCAGAAUAUAAUAUAACAAAAUAUAAAUCUAUGUAUGUAUAAUAAAUAAUUAUACAUUUAUAUGUGGUCAUAUGGAUAAGUCUUAUCACAUUCUCAAAAAUAUGAAAUGACAACAUAAUGUUAAAGCUUAAUUAUAUAUUUAUAUCGACGGUUGCAUAUAAUAUCCAUUUCACGAUUUCAUGAAAUGGAUGAACUUAAUGAAAUUAUAAACAACUUUUUUAUUAUGUAUUCAAUAAUACUGUAUAAAUUUAUAUAUUAUUAUUUUUUCUAUUUAAUGUACAUUUUAAUAUAAUAAUACAGACUAAAAUACUUAUAAAAACCGUAUAAGUUAUAAAUGUAUGUAUCACACUCCAAGGAUAUUAAUCAUACGUAUUGUUGUAUUAUUCAAUAUUUAUAAUUAAAUUUAAAUGUGAAAUAUCAAUUAUGAAUUUACGUAUAAUAAUUUAGUAGUUAUAUCGCGGUUGCUUACUUUUUUUGUCGUGGUCUAACAAAUUCGCUAUCCAAAUAAUAAUUCAAGUUAUGUUUGAUCAUCUUAUGGAGUUAAGACAUGUUUUAUUAUUUUUCUUUGAAAAUUACAACCUUUAAGAAAAAUCUUUCUAAGCAAGAAAAAAAUAUAUCAAUUACUUCAAUAACUGGAAUACACAUUGUAAAUGAUUUCGUUGUAAUACAUGUAUAUGCAAUUGUUCGAAAAGGACGACAAUAUUUGAUGAGAAGUCACGAUAUGGUAUAAUACGCGCGAUAUGUAUUAGGGCGGGAACCAAUAUGAAUAUGUUCACGAGUCAUACAGAUAAAUACAGUGAUACCAAAACCCAAAAUGUUUAUUAAUACAUUUUAUAUAAUUUGAUAAAUUUUUAAUAAAUGUGUACCAAAAAAAAUUAAAAUUUAUGAUAAUAAUGAGUAAAUUUGGAUUUUAUAAAUAAGGCGCGCGCCCAUCUGACCAUGACGAGAACUAAAAGUUAGCCACCUCUGAUAUAUAAUAAGUUUUAAUUUAAUUUAUAUUUCAUCCAUUUUUAAAAGGUUUUUGAUCAACGUUAUUUUUUUUUAUACCUUUUUAAAACCCCUCUGUUAACUAAAUACAUUAAGUUUUAACAGCAAAUGUGUUUUAAGAAUAACAAGAUUAAAAUUUAUAAUGUAUUUAAAUAUUAUUUUAAUAAAUGUAUAUAAUAAAAAGUUUUUACUAAUUA
Messenger RNA from Rhopalosiphum padi (bird cherry-oat aphid), 3496 nucleotides. RefSeq names its product venom serine carboxypeptidase-like. Lineage: Eukaryota; Metazoa; Arthropoda; Insecta; Hemiptera; Aphididae. Gene Ontology annotation, molecular function: serine-type carboxypeptidase activity. The record is from RefSeq and is a predicted model, not a curated record. Gene Ontology annotation, biological process: proteolysis. The transcript has 2 exons. Bases 523 to 1962 code for a protein of 479 amino acids.